GUUUCCGGCGGUGUGGAAGCGGACCUGAGGAGUCGCAAUUGUGAACAGGUUCGGUGCUGCGGCUGGGGCUCAGCGAUAUGAGGCAGCAUCGACAAUUUAUGGACCGCACGCAUUAUCUGCUUACAUUCAGCUCUUCAGAAACCUUGCUAAGGCUAUUGCUACGGAACUUCACUUGUGGAAAUCUUCCCUUUGGAUGCAGUUGUUUAUGAAGCUGCAACUGUGAUGUCAGAAGGACAUGGUAGCCAACCUGAGCAGAGGUCCAGAACCUCCCUUUUUCAAACAAUUAAUAGUUCCAUUAAUUCCUAGUAUUGUGGAUAGAGCACCAAAAGGCAGAACUUUCGGGGAUGUCCUGCAGCCAGCAAAACCUGAAUACAGAGUGGGGGAAGUUGCUGAAGUUAUAUUUGUAGGUGCUAACCCGAAGAAUUCAGUACAAAACCAGACCCAUCAGACCUUCCUCACUGUGGAGAAAUAUGAGGCUACUUCAACAUCGUGGCAGAUAGUGUGUAAUGAUGCCUCCUGGGAGACUCGUUUUUAUUGGCACAAGGGACUCCUGGGUCUGAGUAAUGCAACAGUGGAAUGGCAUAUUCCAGACACUGCCCAGCCUGGAAUCUACAGAAUAAGAUAUUUUGGACACAAUCGGAAGCAGGACAUUCUGAAGCCUGCUGUCAUACUUUCAUUUGAAGGCACUUCCCCGGCUUUUGAAGUUGUAACUAUUUAGUGAAAAGUUGAUAGAUCAUUUAAAGAACAGCUUUACUCUCUACACAUUAUAUAAGUGAUUUCAAAUGAAUGUGAACUAGUGAACUACCAUGUUGACUUCUAUAAUCGUCCCUGUUUGGGGACAGAUAGUUUACUGCUAAUGGGGUGGAGGGGUGUGUGUGUGUGUGUGUGUGUGUGUGUGUGUGUGUGUGUGUGUGUAUGUGAGAGAGAGAGAGAGAGAGAGAGGUUUGUCCCAUAUAUCUUGUUCCAGCAGCCAUAUAUCUUGUGGUCUACAGCCUAAAGCAUGAUUUCCCUUGAAGUCUUGGGGUUGUUUAAAGGAGAGUCCCUUCAAUAUAAAACCUCUGAAAUAUUAGUGAGAAUGGCUCACUAAUGUGAACAAUGUUUAAAUUAUUUAUUUAUAUAUAGAAUUACUGAAUAUUAGUACUGGGAAAAUUUAUAGAAAUCAUCUAGUCUUACCCUUCAUCUUACAUAUAAGAAAAAUGGUCUUUUCUUCUAAUCACAUUUACAAAAUAUGAUAUAAACCUUGACCAUGAAUGUAUGAGCCUAAUUAGAGAAACAGAAAAUCAGCAUGUCAGUUUUCCUUCAUUCAAAAUAACAUAGUCUUUCUAAGCAGUCAUUCUGGAGUUAACAUGCCUAGUUCAGAGCCGCUGUGGAUGCUCAAAUCAUUUCUGGAAUUGCCUUCAGGACACAAUUAUGAGAAAGUCAGACUUCCAAUAUUUUGAUCAUGCCUUGUGUCUUCCUAAGUGUCCUUAUCCCACUGGAUUGUGUCUCUUACUCCCAAGACUUAUUCCAAAUGAUUUUUUGACUCUUUUCAUUAAUCAAAUUCACCCCAAACCAGAAAGUUUUGCCAUUAGCGUAGAUAUUAAAAAUAUUACUGGCUGGGAAAGCACUCCUCAAAGCAGAGGUUCUAAAUUAAUUUAUCUGUUCUUUUACCAUUUGCUCACUCACUCACUCAUGGACCCAUUCAAUCAUAGAAUAUUUAAGAUUUAUAUGCCCAGAAUUAUAAUAGUGCCUAGGCCUUGAUAAUUAGUGAAUUUGUACUUGGGGUGAAUGUGUAAGUGUCAAAAGGUAACUAUUAUGAAGGAGAAAAUAAUCGAUUUAAUAUGUAAAUUCUGGGGAGGCAUUUAAAAAAUCAGUAAUCUUCAAGUUAUAUCUUGUGUAUCAUCUGUGUUGGAUACUCUAAUUUGGGGGGAAAGAGGCUCCAGACAGUUUGCUAAAUACUAUUUUGAAAGUUAUUUUUGGGCAUUGUAAAAUACCUUGCUUCAUACCCCAAAGAAUAAGAUAUGACAAUCUGACAUCGAUUGUCUGAAAGUACUAAUUGCAUUUAAAAUUCUUUAAGUUAACUACAACCUCCCAGACUGCAAAGCAAAUUUCCAAACCCCAGGUCAUACUUUUGUAUGUAUGUAAAAGCUUUAGCAUUUUAGGGAAAAAAAUCAAUCUGUAUUUCAAAAAUAAACUUUGAGGUUUGAAAAUAAUAACAAUAUUCAUAAUGGUAGUAUUAACAUCUAUUAUGUAUAACUUAAUCUCAACAUAAUUUAUUGAAUUAGAAUGAACCUGGAACACUUUUUGAUGAAUUGGUAUCCUAGAGGCUGUUUCCUUGGGCCUUAACUGCUGGAGGAUUAGGUAAUCAGGGAUUCCAAGUGUUGUGAUCUUUUUUCUGAUGACGCCACAGUCUUCAGUGUAAAAGUUCAGAAGCCUAAAAGAACAAGUGAUCCUGAAAGUAGCUGAUUCCAGACAAGAAAAUUAUAUUAGAACUCAUGAUAUGGUUUUUUAAAGUAUUUGUUAUUACUCAGAAGGGUUCAUGAAUCAGUUUCCACUACCUCUAUUCCUUCUAUUGAAGCUUUCCUCAAAUCUACUUGUGAUUCCUGAUAGCUCACUGGCAACUGUACCAAGGUGGCCACUGUAUCAUCUACUGAUCCUUCUGCACCUAGCACUCUUGGCUCCAGAUAACGCACAGAAACCUAUUUUCUCACCAGCUGUCAUUUCUUCUAGGGCAUGCAGUUCUAUGUUCACAGUUCAUGUGUAAAAAUAAAACCAAAUUCCUGGAUUAUCAAUAUCAGUUCUUUACCUGUGCAUAAAAGAAUAUCAUGAAGUAAUUGAACUUAUCUGUUGAUAUAAAAACACAGAUCCAAUUCGUGUCUGUGGAUGCUGCAAGGACUGGCUCACUGGAGCCAAACCAUGUGGCGGAAACUCCUGAAAUUGGUGGAAAAAGUGGAAUAUGGCAGAUUGGGUAGGUAGGAGAACAAUUUUGGAGAUUUUGUUUCUCAUGUUAAAGUGUCUGCAUUUUAUUUGCUGUACCCUGCCUACUCUGGUUUUAAGGAUUUUUUGACUUCUUCGAAAAGCACUGAAUAAUCUCUUUGCCGGGUCUAGAUUUUUUGAUGAGUACUGUGUAAAAUUGUCAAUAUUCAAUGGAUUAUUUAAUAAUAAAUUAAGAAUUACACUCAUAAAAGUAUUGUCUAAUGAAAGGUAAUGUAGACAAACGAACACUUUUUUAAAAAAAGAGGUGGAACAAAAGGUGGUAGAUUACAUGUAAAUUAGGUUGGAAAGUGAUACAAAUGACUUGUAAAUAACCACUGAAGCACAAGGGAACCACUUCUUUAUCAGUUCCUUUCUAACUUCUGAAGAUGUACUGCUGGUAAAGCACAUGUAUGGUUGGCAUUUCUUUUAUUUUCUUUCUCUUUUUUACUAGUUGGGCAAAAAAAUUUCCUAGGCAGGUAGCUAACUAUGAAAUUGUUUCCUGCGCUAAUUCUGAACAAAAAGACCAAGAAUGAAUUUACUUAUGAAUGUCCUUUUCUAAUGUGCCCUCUUAUGCUUCUCCUCCAAUGUAAGCAAGCUUACUGUCUUUUUCUAAGAUUAGCGCAUGGAUUCUAUCUUUAGCCAAAAGGUUUCAUCACUAGAUGAACUUCUCAUGUGUUUAGUUCUUCCAAAUGAUGCUCUUGCUUCCUGGGUAUCCAACCUGACUUGCUGGUUUAUAUUGGCUUCCAAAAUUUUAGAGUGAUAGGGUAUCGGAGAGGGAAAUUUGCACAUUCCUUAUGCAAUUUGUUAGUAUGCAUUCAGCUGUAACUCAGAAAAUAUUCCUGAUCAACAUGCAUCCAAACACUAAAGACAUUUAUAACCUCACAUAGCAGUAAGUCUUGAAGUGAUAAAUUCAGGUUUGGUGCAGCCACUCAGUGGCUCUUCUUAAUAUAUUGACUUAAUUCUUAGGCUUAUCCUCUUAGCUAAAAGAUCGCUACCUCAAGUCUACAUAUAAUUGAAUGCGGCAGCAAAAUGGGAGGAGAGAGUUCUCUUUAUAAUCCCCUUUUAGAAGGUGGAAAAUAGUAAGAACACAAGUUGAAUUUUCCUUCUAUUUCUUUGUUCAGAACUGUGCCACACAGCUACUCUUACCUGCAAGGGAAGCUGGAAAAAAGAAUAUUUAGUAUUUUGUGCUUCUAGAGAGUGAGGCAAGUUCUGAUAGUAAGAAAGAAGAGAUAGCCGAAGUAGCUGUCAUAAAAUUAUGUUAGUCAAGACAGAUUAGUUAUGCUACAACAUUAGAGAUUUAUUUCUUGAUCUCAUGACCUGUCCAUUGGGGUUAGCUGAAGGAUCUGUUCCACAUCUCAUUUGAGUUCACAGGCUGACAGAGACUUCCAUUCUAAACAUUCUUCCAUUGUGAGGGAACAGGAACAGGUGCUUCCAUGAUUAGGGGGAAGGGACAGGGAGAAUCAUGCAAUAGUUCGUGAAGCUUCCACAUUACUGUGCAUUUUUCACUGGGCAGGUGACAGAACCAGGAUAUUUGCAAGCAGCCCUAAAGGUUACCACAGUGGGCAAGCAAUAAUAUCUGCAUAUCCAAAUUAACUGCUCUUUGAAAUAAUUAGAACUCGUUUUACUCUAGAAAAUAUAUUUUGGAAAAGAACACACAUUGGAAUAAUGACGAAAAAAAUUGCUUUCUGUAUUGCAAAAUGUAUACGUUCCUUUAACAGAUUUAUAUCAAGCACCUAUAUACUUUAUGGCAGAAAUUAUGCUAAAUCCUAAGAAUGAAACAAUAAUGAAGGCAAAGCUAUUCCCUGCCAAAAGGAACUUAGAGUUUAACGAACAAAGCAAACGGAUGAACAGGUAAUUACUGUACAGAGUGACCCAUAUUGUUAUUGUUCAGGGAAUUAGAGAGGGCACCUAAUAUGGUCUUGGGGAUGUUUCAGUAAGUUUCCUGGAAGAAAUAACAUAUAAGCUAAGACUUAAAAGAUAUGUAGAAAUUAGCUAGAAGGAAGGCAAUGGUGUGUGCAUGUAUGUGUGUAUUAGUUUGUGUUUGUGUUUGUGUACUGGGCAAAUAGACUAUUCCAUGUAGAGGGAAUAUUGAGUACUUUAUCAAGACUAUAGUUAGAGUAUAAGGAAAGAGUUGACAGUGAGGCAGCACCAAACUUUACCUUCAUAAAUAGCAAUUUGGUUUUAUACUUGUAUUAGCAUUUUUCCCCCUUGACAUCAAUGUCCUUGAAUGUAUUUGCCAUUUGCUCUAAUAAUAAAAUACACUUUCUAUAACCAAAAA
Homo sapiens (human) is the source of this 5233-nucleotide messenger RNA. It is a transcript of the gene ASAH2B, whose product is annotated as N-acylsphingosine amidohydrolase 2B. The transcript is spliced from 7 exons. The record is from RefSeq and is marked validated. Bases 236 to 718 code for a protein of 160 amino acids. Gene Ontology annotation, molecular function: N-acylsphingosine amidohydrolase activity. Lineage: Eukaryota; Metazoa; Chordata; Mammalia; Primates; Hominidae. Gene Ontology annotation, biological process: sphingosine biosynthetic process; ceramide biosynthetic process; ceramide catabolic process. Gene Ontology annotation, cellular component: plasma membrane; cytoplasm.